Molecule: messenger RNA, 3219 nt
Organism: Pleurotus ostreatus (oyster mushroom)
Lineage: Eukaryota; Fungi; Basidiomycota; Agaricomycetes; Agaricales; Pleurotaceae
Product: Karyopherin transporter
Exons: 15
Coding region: 1-3219 (1072 amino acids)
Biological process (GO): ribosomal small subunit export from nucleus; protein export from nucleus; ribosomal large subunit export from nucleus
Cellular component (GO): cytoplasm; nucleus
Molecular function (GO): small GTPase binding; nuclear export signal receptor activity
Source: RefSeq, a predicted model, not a curated record
AUGGAGGCACUGCUCGACUUCUCGCGCGAGUUCGAUGUCGGGCUCAUGGAUAAUGUCGUGAUGGCGCUGUACUCGGGAGGUGUACAGCAAGAUCAACAAAUGGCCCAACAGAUCUUGUCCCAGUUUCAGGAACAUCCGGAUGCAUGGACGAGAGUACCAGAGAUCAUGGAGAAAUCUAAAUUUCCACAGGCCAAAUUCAUUGGUUUGCAGAUCUUGGAGAAACUCGUGAACACUCGAUGGAAAUCAUUGCCGGAAGCACAACGGCAAGGUAUCCGAAAUUUUGUCAUUGGAACAACGAUACAAGUUGCUUCAGACGAAGCCUCCAUGCGAAAGGAGAAGACAUAUCUGGCCAAGUUAAACAUUGCACUCGUUCAGAUAUUGAAGCAAGAAUGGCCACACAACUGGCCUACAUUCAUCCCCGAACUUGUUGAAUCAUCCAUGACCAACCUCACUCUUUGCGAGAACAACAUGGCGAUCCUGAAACUGCUCUCAGAAGAAAUCUUCGAUUUCUCAGCGGAACAGAUGACCCAAAACAAAAUCAAGAACCUCAAAAGCCAAAUGUGCGGCGAAUUCUCUGAAAUCUUCAAGCUCUGUUCCGAAGUGCUCGAGAAAGCGCAGAAAGCUUCUUUGAUCAAAGCGACUCUAGAGACUUUGCUACGCUUCUUGAACUGGAUACCCCUCGGAUACAUCUUCGAAACCACAAUUAUCGACGUUCUCUUAACUAGAUUCCUAGAAGCCCCCGAAUUUCGCAACGUCACUCUCAAAUGUCUGGCCGAAAUUGCCGCACUAAAUGUAGGACCAGAAUAUGACCCUAAAUUCGUCAUACUAUUCGCGAUGGUCAUGACUUCCGUCAACCGAAUGAUACCCCCGAGCACCGACAUUGCACAAGCCUACGCUAAUGCUGGUGAUGCCGGCCAAGAGCUUGUCCUCAACCUCGCGCUCUUUCUUUGCAAUUUUCUCUCCAACCAUCUCAAAGCUGUCGAAGCCGAACAGAAUCGUGACGUACUUCUCAACGCCCACCUUUACAUGGUCAAAAUAUCGCAAGUGGACGAGCGCGAGGUUUACAAGAUUUGUCUAGAGUACUGGCUGAGGCUUGUCACGGAGUUGUAUGACGAACUACAAAGCCUACCCAUCGGCGAUUCUAGCCUUUUGAUGGGCUUGAAUCUGGAUGGUGGUGCACCAGGCAUGCUCAACGGUCUAUCGCUGCGAAAGAACAUUUAUAGCGAUGUUCUGUCGAAUUUGAGACUGGUAGUCAUCGGACGGAUGGUGAAGCCGGAGGAGGUCCUCAUUGUUGAGAACGACGAAGGCGAGAUCGUUCGAGAGUUCAUGAAGGAGAGCGACACUAUAGUGUUGUAUAAAUCCAUGAGGGAGUUGCUGGUCUUCCUAACCCACUUGGACGUCGUGGACACAGAGAAUAUCAUGACCGAGAAGUUGGCAAAGCAGGUGGACGGCUCUGAGUGGUCAUGGAAUAAUCUGAACACGCUAUGUUGGGCUAUUGGCUCGAUUUCUGGGGCCAUGAACGAGGAGUCCGAAAAGCGAUUUUUGGUUACUGUUAUCAAGGAGCUUUUGGGCCUUACCGAGAUGAAGCGCGGCAAGGACAACAAAGCUGUCGUUGCGUCAAAUAUCAUGUACAUCGUCGGACAAUACCCACGUUUCCUCAAGGCUCAUUGGAAGUUCCUCAAAACGGUGGUCAAUAAACUAUUUGAGUUCAUGCACGAAACACAUGAAGGUGUCCAGGAUAUGGCUUGCGAUACGUUUAUCAAGAUUGCCCAGAAAUGCAGAAGGCACUUUGUAAUGCAGCAGUCUGGGGAGCAAGAGCCCUUUGUUGAUGAGAUCCUUCGACUACUUCAUCGCAUCACCGUAGAUCUUUCGCCGCAGCAGGUUCACACAUUCUAUGAAGCCGUUGGAUACAUGAUAUCUGCGCAACCCAACAAACCGCAGCAGGAGAAAUUGAUUGCCAAACUAAUGGAACUACCCAACAAUGCAUGGGAUUCUCUAAUGGCUCAAGCCGCCCAAAACAUGGACGUACUGUCAAGCGCGGAAAACAUCAAGAUUUUAUCGAAUGUUUUGAAAACAAACGUCUCCGCAUGUACCUCCAUCGGAAGUUUCUACCUUCCCCAAAUAGGCAGAAUCUUCCUGGAUAUGCUGGGGCUGUAUAAGGCCGUUAGCGGUAUCAUCAGUGAAACUGUCGCAAAGGAAGGCUUAAUCUCCACGAAGACACCGAAGAUCCGACAACUUCGCACCGUUAAGAAGGAAAUUCUAAGGUUAAUGGAGACUUACAUCAAGAAGGCGGAAGACCUCGAUGCAGUUAACGCCAACUUCAUCCCUCCACUCCUCGACGCCAUCCUCGGCGACUACAAUCGCAAUGUACCCGCUGCUCGAGACGCUGAAGUACUGAACGUGAUGGCUACCAUUACUAACCGUUUGGGCCCGCUACUGACACCUCAAGUCCCUGCAAUCCUCGAUGCCGUCUUUGAACCGACGCUGAAUAUGAUCAACCAAGACUUCGCCGAAUUCCCAGAACAUCGUGUUGGCUUCUUCAAGCUAUUGCGUUCAAUCAACCUCAAUUGUUUCCCAGCCCUUCUAUCUAUUCCUCCGGCCCAGUUCAAACUGUUCAUGGACAGUAUCAUCUGGGCCAUCAAACACACCAUGCGAGAUAUCGCUGACACUGGCCUUAAUAUCUGCCUUGAAGUCUUUGAUAAUUUCGCCGGUGCAGCGGAUCCCGCCGUCAGCAAUGCCUUCUUCCAGCAAUACUUCCUAAGCGUCCUGCAAGAUAUAUUCUUCGUGCUUACGGACACAGAUCACAAGAGUGGUUUCAAACUUCAAAGUGUCCUUCUUGCUCGUAUGUUCAACCUCGUCCAGACUGGGGUUGUUCAGGCGCCAUUGUUCGAUCCUGCAACGGCGGCCGAUGCAAGCAUGACGAACGCUGUGUUCCUGCGAGGUUAUUGUGCGAACCUUCUACAAGGGGCCUUCCCCCACCUCCAUCAAACGCAAGUUGAAGCGUUCGUCGUUGGUCUCGGCGAAUAUCACAAUGAUAUCAACCGAUUCAAGCUCGCCCUUCGAGACUUCCUCAUUCAACUCAAGGAGUUUGCUGGCGACAACGCCGAACUAUAUCUGGAAGAGAAGGAAGAAGAAGCACAGAGAAAAACGGAAGCCGCGAUGCGCAUUCCUGGAAUGCUCAAGCCGUCGCAACUGGAGGAUAGGGAUGAGGAUAUAUGA